Molecule: messenger RNA, 5508 nt
Organism: Gambusia affinis (western mosquitofish)
Lineage: Eukaryota; Metazoa; Chordata; Actinopteri; Cyprinodontiformes; Poeciliidae
Gene: pax3b
Product: paired box 3b
Exons: 9
Coding region: 536-2026 (496 amino acids)
Biological process (GO): regulation of transcription by RNA polymerase II; anatomical structure development
Molecular function (GO): DNA-binding transcription factor activity, RNA polymerase II-specific; RNA polymerase II cis-regulatory region sequence-specific DNA binding
Source: RefSeq, a predicted model, not a curated record
CUGUCCAGCGCAACUAUGACAGCGUUUCUGAUAGGAUAAAAAAGUUUUAUGCCUCAGCCAAUCCUAGCAUUCCCCUGGGCAACGUUCGUAAACCUCUCAGCCAAUCACAACCGUGAGCGCUGGACAAGCAGGGGAGAACCUCCACUACUUUUGAUUGCCCACUCUCACUUCGAACCGGUGUCAACAAACAACAACAACAUCCUCGCCAUAGAAACGACGCCCUGUUUGCCGUGAUCUUUAAAAACAGAACCCGUUAAGCUGAAAAACACAAGCCCUUCAAGUCCCUUAAAACCAAAUUUCAUCUUUUUGACGUCAGUUUUUGACUUCUUUGGGGGGCUAUUGCUGUCCCGGGAUACUCCGGUGCUUAGCUGUAGCCCGGAGCUCAGCUAAGCCCUACCGAGGCUAACCGGUGCUAACUUCUCACAAGGACGGAGAUUUUUCCAUUUACUGACCGACUCCUGCUGCUGUUCGCCGCAGGAGAGAGUCCUCCCCGGGAAAAGAGGAGGUCGGUGCAGACGGUGGGGGUGGUGGAGGUAUGACUGCGUUGGCGGGGUCAGUACCCAGGAUGAUGCGACCCACGCUGGCUCAGAACUACCCCCGCAGCGGCUUCCCACUGGAAGUGUCUACCCCGCUGGGUCAAGGCCGAGUAAACCAGCUCGGAGGGGUUUUCAUCAACGGCAGACCUCUGCCCAACCACAUCCGACACAAGAUCGUGGAGAUGGCCCACCACGGGAUCAGGCCGUGCGUCAUCUCCCGACAGCUCCGGGUCUCCCACGGCUGCGUGUCCAAAAUUCUGUGCAGGUACCAGGAGACGGGCUCUAUCAGACCCGGAGCCAUCGGAGGAAGCAAACCCAAGCAGGGAACAACGCCGGACGUCGAGAGGAGAAUAGAGGAAUACAAGCGGGAAAACCCGGGUAUGUUUAGCUGGGAGAUUCGAGAUAAAUUACUGAAGGAUGGGAUAUGUGACCGCAACAACGUUCCUUCAGUGAGCUCCAUCAGUCGCAUCAUGAGGACUAAGUUUGGGGGGAAAGGUGAGGAAGAAGAAGAGGAAGACGAGAUCGAGAAGAAGGAGCUGGAGGACAGUGAACGGAGAGCCAAACACAGCAUUGAAGGCAUCCUGGGAGACAGAUCGAGUCACUCAGACGAAGGCUCGGACGUGGAGUCAGAGCCCGAUCUGCCACUGAAGAGGAAACAGCGGCGCAGUCGGACCACCUUCACAGCCGAGCAGCUGGAGGAGCUGGAGAGAGCCUUUGAGAGAACCCACUACCCAGACAUCUACACCAGGGAGGAGCUGGCUCAGAGGGCCAAGCUCACUGAAGCCAGGGUACAGGUGUGGUUCAGCAACAGGCGAGCGAGGUGGAGGAAGCAAGCUGGAGCCAAUCAGCUGAUGGCAUUCAACCACCUGAUCCCAGGUGGAUUCCCCCCCACAGCCAUGUCCAGCAUCCCGCCGUACCAGCUCUCUGACAGCACAUACUCGCCGUCAUCUAUAGCACAGGUGUCGGAGCCUCCCAGCACGGUGCACCGUCCCCAGCCCCUGCCUCCUUCCUCCAGCCACCAGGCCUCUGCUGGCGGAGGGCAGGCAGACGGCGGCUCUGCCUACUGCCUCGCCUCCGGACGCCACUCCUUCUCAGGCUACUCGGACAGCUUCGUGAGCCCAGGAGGGCCGACGAAUCCCAUGAACUCCGCAAUAGGAAACGGCCUCUCUCCACAGGUGAGACACCAGGUGAUGGGUCUGCUGAACCCAGGCGGCGUGCCACACCAGCCCCAAAGCGACUACGCCAUCUCCCCCCUGACAGGCGGCUUGGAGCCCCCCAGUGGCAUGGCCGCCAGCUGCAGCCAACGCAUGGACCACAUUAAGGGUCUGGAGGGUCUCUCCAGUGUUCCCUCCAUGUCAGCACUGCCCUCCCUGCCCAGCUCCCAGUCUUACUGCACCCCGUCCUACAGCUCACAAGGCUACACAGUGGACCACGUCGCGUCCUACCAGUACAGCCAGUACGGGCAAAGUAAGGUGCCCUUCCUUAUUUGAGGCCUGAGAUCACCUGAUCAGCCACUUCACAGAGGGACACGUCCAUGGGUGUCUGUGUACAGCGACUGAAAAGCCUUAACGUUUGGACCAAAAACUGCUUUCGUGUAUUAGGACACAUUCCCUGCUGCAGGAUCUUCUCUGUGGAGUGACAGACUAUUUUAAAAACAUAAAAGAAGGGAUCAUAAGAUAGAAUAUUAGAGCAAAGACUGCACACUGAUAGUAGACAUUCCUGCAUCUGCCGCAGAGAGGCACUUUCCACUGACAUUAGCAAAGAUCACAAAGUGUCUGCUGCUCGCGGCAUCUUUGGAAAGACCCCAAACCCGACUCUGUAUGGCAGCCUACCUUAAUGGGAACUGUUUACAUACCUGAACGUUGCAUCAUCACUUGUAAAAUUCCACAUAUCAUCUUCAAAUCAAUCCCUCCCAGUCAUAGCAGGAAAAGGAAGGGGCUCAGUUGAUUUUUGUUACAUUCACUCAUUUGAGAUGUCCACACCCCACACAUGGAGAGAAAUUCCAGAGAGAACGAAAACAAACACAAGCUAAUGAAUCUGGGGAUUUUUUUUUUUCUUCUACAGUAUCAGACGCCCUAAUGUACACUCCAGCUGUACAACAGGCAGAGUUUGGUCAAGCAUCCCCCCUGCCUCUUCAAGUCCCCCGUCUCUCCCCGUCUCCGCUUCCAUCCGUCCCUCUGUCUUGCUGGUGUUUUUGGACGCCAAGGCGAAAAUCCCGGCCUUUUGUAGUUUUUCAGAGCAACUCAGAGGAGGUCAAAGGGUGACUUCGGCGAGAGUGACAGAUGAGAGAGCUGGCAGUGGAGGGCAGCAAAAGAAGUAGCUUUAAAGAAGAGUGGGGAGGGGUGGAGGGGACAAGCAAGAUCGAUCACAGCGUAAAAGAAAACCUUUAAAGGUCCCGUCUUGCUCAGAGAAAGCCAACGGGUCACAAGUCACGACUGAGGGACAUUUGAGAAACAGAAAGAGUUAAAGACUGAAGGCGGCCGUUUGCCCAGCUGACCAAAAGUGCAAUAUCACAUAUCUUAGAGACCACCCUCCCAUUAAAAGCUGUUUGAAGACAAAUACAUGCAUAAGAUACAUGUCUGGAAGUCUUAAGAAACACUUUGGAUUCAUACCGUGGAUCAAAUUUUGAACAUGUGUGCCUUAAAAACUUUUGGGUCCAAAACAAAUAGGCAACACUUCUAACACUGAAGGGCAACGUUUCAAAAAGGACUAAGGGGUAAAAUGGAAGAAACACAAAGCCAAAAUUCUUCAGUUUAUUACUUUGUGUUGCUUCUGACCUAUAGUUUUCCUGCAGUUUGCAAAGGAAAUCAAGGCUGGUUCAAUUUCUGAUGCAUAAAGUCCUGGUCUUAAAGCUGCAGUAUAUAACUUUUAUAAAAGGGUAUUCUUUAUGCAUUUGUUAAAACAGUCGUUUUGUCAUGACUAUGAGACAGAUGAUCUGUGGAAAAAAAAUGAAGCUCCUCUGCCUCCUCCCUGUGGUUCGACUGCCAUCUGCAGAAAUACACAUCUUGGUCAGAAACAAGCAGUAAGAGCCAGGAGGAGGAUCUUAACGAUGUCAAUCAUGCUAGUGUAUGCAGCUAUACUAUUGGUGGCAAAACAAUCUAACAUUACUGGAAUACUGUUUAUUCGCCGUCAUUGGAGGCCAUGCUCCAAUGCCUGUGUAUCCAUGGUAGGCCCCACUGUGGAUAAGGAGCUGUAGCCUAGCAGAGAGCAAGAGGGAGGGUGUGAGCAGUGCAUAGAAGAGCAUGUUUGACAGCGCUAAGACCCUUCACCUGGCUCUGAUUGGUUGUUUUUGACCAAGCAGUGUAUUUCUGCAGAUGGCAUUAGGACCACAGCAAGGAUGCAGAAUAGAUCAAUAUUUUUCUCAGAUUGUCUUAACUCAUAUUUUACUGUCGACACAUAGUGACAGUUUUAACAAAAUAAGUAUAAAUAAAUCUAUUUUUAGUAAAGUUGCCUACUGUAGCUUUUACGUAUGCACUUGUUGUGGAUAUGAAUGUCAGAUUCAUUUUGGGAAACUGGAACUGUUCACAAGAACUGGGUGCACUACUUUGAAUUUAUUGCAAAUUGUCUUCAGUCCAAACUGGGUCAACAAUAUACAUGAAGGCCCCAAUUGUACAUCCAACCUAAUAUUUGGUCAUAGUCCCAUAACCAGAGAAACCAGAGAAAUAUCCUCUGCUUCCAGCUACAACACAGACUGGGAACUUGACCACUCUUCUAAUGGUAAUGGUCAUUUAAGUUGGCUCAGACUCGGCUUUUCAGCGUAGUUCAUACUUUCUCUAGUCUUAGGGCAGCAGCAGCAUCACACAAGCCUAGUAUUUGCUGCCUUUAUCAGAAGCCAAGGGGAUGUUUGUUUAAUUUCAUUGCCCUGCUGUGUCCAACUUUCAUUGAGUGUUUGAAUGUAAGGAAAUUUUUAGACGCCAGAAAUAACCAUGGUUAUUAUUCCACCCAGUUUGUGUUAUCCACUGUUACCACUGGAAUAAUAACAGUACCUCAUCAUGAUGACGUCACCAUGCUUUGUGACCAAAUAGUUACCAAACAAGUGAAACUUGGACACAAAUGAGCGCUCCAACAGGACAAUGAUACCAGACACACAUAAAACCUUUCUUUUAAAGGGGGGUGGGGGGGUCUCUUAUGUAAAAUCAACAUAGCCCCCCCAAAAAUUGCUUUGUUAUGCACUUUCAACAAAUCCUUGAAUCUCCCAUGGCAGCCAUUUGGGAAAGUCUAAACACCUCUCACACAAAAUCUCUCCCACUCCUUCAGACUAGCGGCAGCAGCAGUUAGCAAACACCUGUUGUAACGGCACGUCUGCUGAGCUAAGACUGGUUGUAAACAACAUCAUAGAGAAGCAUUGCAGUGACGACGUACUGAGAGCAGUGUCAGAAAGAGUUGGAGCUUCUUAAAGAGACGGAGGCCCAUUUUAAGGCGUCAGAUUCAGUUAUAACACAAAUAUCUAUACUCCAUUUUCGUAACAACUGAAGGUAGCAUAGUGGCUUGAUUGUGCUAUAAAAUGAAGCAGAGCAAGAAGAGUGGCCAAAUAUUCGGCCUCAUGUAAGCGGGGAGUUAGUUGGUGGGUAUAAAAAGUGUUUGGUUUCUCUGUAUCUUGGUGUCAUUAAGAAAAAUAUUCCUUCCCUGAAAAAGAACGAUUGAGCUGCAUCACGAAAAAAAACCCAAACUAAAAUGAUAUUCAUGUCCUGAUAAGUGGGUGCACAUUUUUGAGCAGAGCUGUACAUAUCUAUUGUUAUUAUGUGGUGUGUGACAGCAGUGUUAUUAAAAACUAUUCACCACGGUCCAACAAGGUGCCGGCUUCAAAAGUACUUCCAGAAGAGCUUUUGUUUUUGUCCUUCUGUCUGCACAGACUGAUGCAGCCCUUUCAUUCCCAUGAUAUAUAUUUUUUGUAUUACUUGACAAAGCGAUGUGACGUCAUGUCAUGUGUACGAGCGCAUUAUAAUUUCUAUUUAUAAUAAAAGAAAACCCC